UCGGAAAAGUUUAUUGACACUCACCCGAUUCAAUCUGCACCAACAUUAUCACAUCUCACCAUAUCCACUAGAGUUCACAAGUUUCUUCAAAAUUAUAAAACAGAGCUUCAGAAGGUCAAUUUCGACCUUUUUCCAGAAUUUAAUGACGGUAAUGAGGGCUUAUCUCGUGAUGAGUUCUUAGAAGCAAGGGAAUCGCUAAGCAAUCUUUGUGAAGUUUACGAAGAUG
Molecule: messenger RNA, 226 nt
Organism: Racocetra persica
Lineage: Eukaryota; Fungi; Glomeromycota; Glomeromycetes; Diversisporales; Gigasporaceae
Source: the annotation of a GenBank genome assembly